UCUAGAGCUAAUUCUCUGUCUCUCUCUCUCUCACACACACACACGCACACACACACGCACACCCUGGCUGAUUUUACAGUCAAUCUUUCAAAGUGUAAUUUGUCUAGGAAAAGCCAAUGUGAGGCCCGUGUGCACCCCGACCAAUGGCGGCGCGGCUCCAGCGGCUCAGCCAGUCUCGGGCCUGUAUUCUAAUGGGCCGUAUCUUUAUCAGGGAAAUGUUCCUUCUCUGAACUUAAAACUUCUCAUGGAGGGUCCCCGACUCAGAGGCAGAAAGGGGGUCUGAGCUGAGGCGCAGGGGGGCCUCCCUGUCCCGCCAGGGCAAGGAGAGAGGCCAGGAGCCCUGGGGAGGCCUCCCACCUGCCCUCAGCACCUGACUUCUGAGCAGCUGACCCGGUGCCAGUGCCUGGGCCAGGGCCAGGCGGAUGCCUUAGGGGCCUGGAGAAGCCUUCCCAGUCCUGACCAGGAGAUCAUGGAGUCCAACCUGCAGGGGACCUUCCUGCUGAACAACACGCCGCUGGCUCAGUUUCCGGAGAUGAAGGCCCCCAUGUGCCAGUACUCGGUGCAGAACUCCUUCUACAAGCUCAGCCCUCCGGGGCUGGGCCCCCAGCUGGCCGCCGGGACCCCCCACGGGAUCACGGACAUCCUGAGCAGGCCGGUGGCUGCGCCAAACAGCAGCCUCCUCUCUGGCUACCCCCACGUGACAGGCUUUGGGGGGCUCAGCUCCCAGGGGGUCUACUACAGCCCCCAGGUGGGGAAUUUUUCCAAAGCUGGGAACGAGUACCCCACCCGGACCCGGAACUGCUGGGCCGACACAGGCCAGGACUGGCGAGGCGGGCGGCAGUGCAGCAACACCCCAGACCCCUUGAGUGACAGCAUCCACAAGAAGAAGCACACCCGGCCCACCUUCACGGGGCACCAGAUCUUUGCCCUGGAGAAAACCUUUGAGCAGACCAAGUACUUGGCUGGCCCCGAGAGGGCGAGGCUGGCAUACUCACUGGGCAUGACCGAGUCGCAGGUCAAGGUGUGGUUCCAGAACCGUAGGACCAAGUGGCGGAAGAAGAGUGCCCUGGAGCCCUCGUCCUCCACACCCCGGGCCCCGGGCGGCGCGGGCGCAGGCGGGGACCGCGCACCCUCGGAGAACGAGGACGACGAAUACAACAAGCCGCUGGACCCCGACUCAGAUGACGAGAAGAUCCGCCUGCUGCUGCGCAAGCACCGCGCCGCCUUCUCGGUGCUCAGCCUGGGGGCGCACAGCGUCUGA
Callithrix jacchus (white-tufted-ear marmoset) is the source of this 1261-nucleotide messenger RNA. The record is from RefSeq and is a predicted model, not a curated record. Lineage: Eukaryota; Metazoa; Chordata; Mammalia; Primates; Cebidae.